Lentinula edodes (shiitake mushroom) is the source of this 1031-nucleotide messenger RNA. RefSeq lists its product as uncharacterized. Gene Ontology annotation, biological process: actin cortical patch localization; endocytosis; plasma membrane tubulation. The coding region runs from base 63 to 854 and encodes 263 amino acids. The transcript has 10 exons. NCBI's taxonomy places the organism in Eukaryota, Fungi, Basidiomycota, Agaricomycetes, Agaricales, Omphalotaceae. Gene Ontology annotation, cellular component: medial cortex; mating projection tip; Rvs161p-Rvs167p complex. The record is from RefSeq and is a predicted model, not a curated record. Gene Ontology annotation, molecular function: protein binding; lipid binding.
CUGUUCAUCGACAUCUUGGGUUCAUCUUGCGACGUUCAACUUUUCAGCAACUUCAUCCUAUAAUGAGCUGGUCAGGUUUCAAGAAAUCGGUGAACCGAGCAGGAACCACUCUCCUUCAAAAAACUGGGCAAAUUGAGCGUACGGUGGACCGGGAGUUUACCGACGAGGAAGCCAAAUAUCGGACAUAUGAGAAAGAAUGUCAAGCACUACAGAAGGACAGCAAAGCAUACUGGGAUGCGAUGAAAGCGAUGACUGCGGCACAAACCCAUAUAGCAGAAACCCUGGAAAUCUUCUACGGAUCCGCAGAUCGAACAUCUGAAGGUGCAAUGUCAGGUCAUGCGUAUAAGAGAUCCGUAGAUGAUUUGGACGGAGGGUUUGGUCGUGAACUGGACCUACCCUACCGCACGGCGAUAUCUGAACCUCUAGGGAAGAUGUGUGCAUACUUCCCAACUGUGAAUGAACAUAUUGCGAAGCGGAACAAGAAGCUCCUCGAUUACGACGCAGCACGAAGCAGGCUGAGAAAACUCAUCGACAAGCCUAGCGAGGAUCCUACGAAGCUUCCCAAGGCUCAACAGGAGCACGACGACGCAAAAGAAGUUUUCGACAUGCUGAACGACCAACUCAUUGCAGAGCUACCACAGCUGCUCGACCUACGGGUGCCUUACUUUGAUCCAAGCUUCGAAGCUAUGAUUCGCAUGCAAUCUAAAUUCGCUGAAGAAGGAUAUGAAAAGCUCAGCGGAGUACAGAGAUAUUUCGAUGACAGUGUCAGAGAUGACUAUGCAGCUGGACAAUUGGACGCUCAGGUAGAAGGAGUGCUCCAAGAGAUGCGUGAGCUUUCGAUAUGUGGUGCUUAAUUACAGAAACUACAUUGAGGCUAUUUGAGGGCACUGCGAUCACCUGUUGGAAUGCACAAUUUAUAUCAAACUGUACUAUCUUUACGGGGGACUUUACUUUAGACCUUUCGGUCAAUAGAUCUUUUGUAGCAACACCCACGGAACAAUAUCAUUAAGCCACUAGUACUAUCUACCCAU